AUGUCGACCCUGAAACUUUAUUGGAAUGGCUCAGUAUGGGGCAAGGAGACGAAAGGGACAUGCAGUUAAUUGCAUUAGAACAAUUGUGCAUGCUGUUACUCAUGUCCGAUAAUGUUGAUCGUUGCUUUGAAUGUUGCCCUCCGCGCACAUUCCUCCCAGCACUUUGCAGAAUUUUUCUGGAUGAAUUAGUGCCAGACAGUGUGUUGGAAGUGACUGCUCGAGCUAUUACAUAUUACUUGGAUGUUUCCGCGGAAUGUACGCGCAGAGUGGUUGCUAUGGAAGGCGCGGUGAAGGCUAUUUGCAGUCGACUUUCUGGUGCUGGACUUGGUUCUAGAGCCAGCCGGGAUUUAGCAGAACAAUGUAUAAAGGUAUUAGAACUUGUAUGCGCGAGAGAAGCAGGCGCUGUAUUCGAGGCUGGUGGUCUACCUUGUGCGUUGUGCUUCAUCCGAGAACACGGAGCGCGCGUACAUCGGGACACGUUGCAUUCGGCAAUGGCAGUCGUUACGCGUCUAUGCGGCAAAGUUGAACCUCAAGAUAAGGCUUUACCCGAUUGCGUUGAGGCUCUAUCGGUGUUACUCAGACACGAGGAUGCGCACGUUGCAGACGGAGCACUUCGUUGCUUUGCAUCACUGGCAGACAGGUUUUCCAGAAGGGGAACAGAUCCUGCACCAUUAGCAUCAAAUGGAUUAGUUUCUGAACUUUUAUAUCGGUUGUCAAAUGCAGCAGGACCUGGCACAUCCACUACGGCGACUUGCAGCAAUCCAAAAACACCACCACCAUCUAGUACCAUAACUACGGUUCCAGCUCCGGAACCAAAAUCCUGUGCUUCUGUUUCGACCAUAAUUAGUCUCUUAUCGACACUUUGUAGAGGAUCGCCGUCAAUUACGCACGAUCUUUUACGUUCGGAAUUACCAGAUGCAAUAGAAAAGGCACUAAAAGGAGACGAACGAUGCGCUCUCGAUUCUAUGAGGUUAAUAGAUCUUCUAUUAGUCUUACUAUUUGAAGGUAGAUUAGCAUUGGGCCGUAACACUACCGGUGGUCCAUCUGGUCCUUUGUUACCAAGAUUGAGACGUUUAGAUAGCGCUGGAGAAAAAUCACAUAGACAAUUAAUCGAUUGCAUACGCUCAAAAGAUACAGAUGCUUUGAUAGAAGCAAUUGAUACAGGUGGGAUUGAAGUUAAUUUUAUGGAUGAUGUUGGGCAAACUUUGCUCAAUUGGGCUUCAGCGUUCGGUACGCAAGAGAUGGUCGAAUUCUUGUGCGAUAGAGGAGCAGAUGUUAAUAAGGGCCAGCGAUCGUCCAGUCUACAUUAUGCAGCUUGUUUUGGAAGACCAGCUAUUGCCAAAGUUUUACUUAGACACGGUGCUAAUCCUGAUUUGCGGGACGAAGAUGGUAAAACACCUUUGGAUAAAGCCAGAGAACGCGUCGAUGAAGGACACAGAGAAGUUGCAGCCAUUUUACAGUCACCUGGAGAAUGGAUGUUACCACCGAGUCAAGAACAUAGAAAACUUGAGACAGAAAUAGAAGAAUUUACAGAACCUAAGGGAGAUCCUGAAAUGGCGCCUGUUUAUCUAAAAAGAUUAUUGCCAGUGUUUUGUGCAACCUUUCAGUCAACUAUGUUACCGAGUGUUAGAAAAGCGAGUUUAAGUUUGAUCAGAAAAAUGGUGCAUUACAUCCAACCAGAAUUGCUUAUAGAAACCUGUAGAUCUGACAAAACCGGGGGAUGUGGAGCUAUGCUUGUAGAAGUAAUUGCCAAUGUUUUAGAUAAUGAGGAACUUGAAAUAAAGGCGCCAUUAUCAUCACCUAUGGCUUUUAAGAUGUUUGGUCCAAAAUUACUCGGCUUUACGACUCGCAAGUCUUGUUGCAACUACAUUCUCGAUAAGACGGAAGAUGAGGACGGUCAUUUAGUUGUCCUGCAAAUGAUACAAGAUUUGAUGAUUAAAGGCAAAGAGGAAUUCUUAGAACAUUUCGCACGUUUAGGAGUAUUUUCAAAAGUUGCCGCUUUGGCCGGACCACAAGAAACUACACCUGAGCCAGAAACAGAAUCAAAUCAAUCAGGAGAUGAUCAAAGAAUGGAAGAUGCGAAAGAAUUAUUAAUAGGUAGAGCGUAUCAUUGGAGAGACUGGUGUAUAUGUAGAGGACGUGAUUGUUUAUACAUUUGGUCCGAUGCAGCGGCUUUAGAACUAUCGAAUGGGAGCAACGGAUGGUUUAGAUUUAUUCUUGACGGCAAAUUGGCAACUAUGUAUUCCAGCGGAAGUCCGGAAGGUGGGACGGAUACAUCAGGAAAAGGAAGGAACACAGAGUCGCUUACUACUGAAGAAAAUCGUGGUGAAUUUCUGGAGAAACUGCAAAGGGCACGUAGUCAGUUAAAAGUAAACUUUGUAAGUCAGCCUGUGCUCUCUCGACCUGGCACUACACGGCUGGUUGUAGGAAAUUGGGCAUUAUCCAGUAGAAAGGAGAGCGAAUUAUGUAUACAUAAUAGUGAUGGCCAACAACAGGCAACUAUUUUAAGAGAAGACUUGCCAGGUUUUAUUUUUGAAUCAAACAGAGGUACAAAGCACUCUUUCACGGCAGAAACAAGUUUAGGUCCAGAAUUUGCAGCAGGUUGGACUGGUAAAAGAGGAAAAAGAUUGAGAUCUAAAAUUGAAGCAAUUAAACAAAAAGUCAAAGUGCAAGCGCAAGAGAUAUAUGAACGUUAUUUUAAAGUAGCUCAAGCUCAACCACGGGGUGUAGUUGCUAAGCUUGGUACCAUUGUUAGUCAAAUAGAGAAAGCAUCUCAGAAACAACAAUCUGGAAAUCGUGAGUGGCGUAAUGUGUUGCAAUCCGCAUUAGAGCAACUUAAAGUAUUAUUAAAUGAGGAAGGUCGAGUAUCUGCAUACGAAUUACACUCCAGCGGUCUUGUGCAAGCGUUACUCGCUUUGUUGGCUGCACCUCCUGGACCCUCACCACCAACAUUGAGGGCGACUAAACUUAGGAUGCAGAGAAUAACUGUGUUUAAUAGUUGUUUUCAGACAAAAGACACGAAUAAGGAACAUAAUUCUGCUAAAAUUUUAGUCCACAAGUUGGUUUCGGUCCUAGAAUCGAUAGAAAAAUUACCUGUAUACCUGUAUGACACACCUGGAUCAGGCUACGGUUUACAGAUUCUGACCAGGAGAUUACGCUUUCGAUUGGAAAAAGCUUCUGGCGAAUGCGCGUUAAUAGAUCGAUCUGGUCGUAGCUUAAAAAUGGAACCAUUAAGUACGAUACAACAGCUAGAGAAUCAUUUAUUAAAAAUGGUAGCUAAGCAAUGGCACGAUCAUGAUAGAUCUACAUUUACAUUCGUGAAAAAGUUGAAGGAAGAAAAUAGAAUAAUAUUCAAAUAUCAGCAUGAUUUUGACGAAAAUGGUUUGCUAUAUUGGAUCGGUACAAAUGCUAAAACUUGUCCCGAAUGGGUAAACCCAGGUCAAUAUGGUUUAGUUGUCAUCACAUCGAGCGAUGGAAGAAACUUACCGUAUGGCCAUCUCGAGGAUAUACUCAGCCGCGAUCCAUCGGCAUUGAAUUGUCAUACUAAUGAUGACAAACGCGCAUGGUUCUCGAUUGAUCUUGGAGUUUGGAUAAUUCCUAACGCUUACACCUUAAGACACGCGAGAGGAUACGGUAGAAGCGCUUUGAGGAAUUGGAUGUUUCAAGCAUCAAAGGACGGCGUUACGUGGAUAACAUUAUAUGCUCAUGUAGACGAUUGUUCUUUAAACGAGCCAGGUAGUACAGCUACCUGGACAUUAGAACCACCGAGUGAAGAGACACAAGGCUGGCGGCAUUUACGUUUACAACAAAUUGGAAAGAAUGCUUCUGGACAAACACAUUAUCUAUCUGUAUCUGGUUUUGAGGUAUAUGGAGAAGUUACUGGAGUAUGCGAAGAUUUAGGUCGUGCAGCCAAGGAAGCCGAGGCCGGUGUACGGAAACAAAGAAGAUUUAUUAAAACGCAAGUUCUUAAACAUUUAAUUGCGGGAGUUAGAGUGGCUAGAGGUUUAGAUUGGAAAUGGAGGGAUCAAGACGGCGUACCACCAGGUGAAGGCACAGUUACGGGAGAAUUACAUAACGGAUGGAUAGACGUAACGUGGGAUCAUGGUGGAUCAAAUUCUUAUAGAAUGGGUGCGGAAGGAAAAUAUGAUCUUAGAUUAGUCGGCACUAGUCUUGAGACAGACAGUACAAUGAAAUGUAAAAGUGGUGGAGGAGUUUUAACUGGUCGGAAAUCAAAUAGCACUCCUAGUUUACCCGAUUGCACUGAUACCGUUAUGCGUAGUUCGGUAGCUUCCACCGAUCAAGCUGCAAGUGCGGAUAAUCUCGCGGCGAAGCAAGCUGCCGAAUCGAUAGCCGAGAGUGUGUUAUCGGUAGCCCGUGCCGAGGCAGUGGUUGCCGUAACUGGUGAGAGUGGAGCAAACUCGACAGGUGAACUCUCAGUUGUAUUGCAUCCCAGACCGGAUACAGCCGUUACUAGUGAUUUAGCUACUAUCGUCGAAAGUCUCACUCUUAAUACGGAUUGUCCGGUUAACAGUACUAGUAAUCGAGCAUCCAGUUCAAAACCACUUUUUGCUACUAUAAGAGGAAACAAGGCUAGCGGAGGCUUAUUGAGUUUAGAAACUGCUGAGGUUCUGGAUCGUAUGAGAGAGGGAGCUGACAGAUUACGCAACAAUACUAACAGUUUUCUGAGCGGUGAAUUACUUGGUUUAGUUCCCGUUAGAAUCAGCGUUUCUGGCGAAUCGGAUGAAAACUCAUUAAGGAUCAAAUCUGUACCGAGGCAUCAUCCUACAGGAAUUGCAGAUGUUGCUAAAGACUGUAUUACUCGAGAGAAAGAAGCUAGUUCAUCUACACAAAAUACAACGGGUAAUUGUCCUGUUGUGGUUACCAAUCCCAUGUCGGUAUCUGUGCCUAAUCUCGCUUGUUCCGAUGCUAACAAUACCUUGGAAUCAACAGCUGCUACUGGUUUAUUGGAGACUUUCGCUGCAAUGGCGCGAAGACGAACAUUAGGACCUACAGGUGGACAACAUCUUGCUUCAAAUUCUAGUACGAGUUCUAAUCCACGAGGACCAAAUUCUGUGUCUAGUCUCGUACGAUUGGCGCUCAGUCCAAAUUUUCCCGGUGGUUUACUUAGUACGGCGCAAAGUUAUCCAAGCUUGACGAGUAGUGGACAAGUAGCUGGUAGUGGUGUCACCACGACAACAGGACCAGGCUUAGGACAAGCGCUUACUAUGUCUCUGACUAGUACAAGUAGUGAUAGCGAGCAGGUCAGUCUUGAGGACUUCUUGGAAUCAUGCGGAGGUGUAGCAACUUCCAGCGCUGGUGGAGGUCGUACUACCGGCGGACCUACGCUUUUGACUGAACUAGAAGAUGACGAAGAUGGUGUUCUGGAGGAGGAAGAAGAUAACGAAGAAAAUGAUCAAGAGGAAGAAGAUGAAGAAAAUGAGGAAGAAGGUGACGGUUGCGAAGGCGAAUACGAAGAAGUAAUGGUAAGUCGCAAUCUUUUGGCAGCAUUUAUGGAAGAAGAAGCACCACAGAGUAGCAAGAGGCGUGCAUGGGAUGACGAGUUUGUGUUGAAGCGUCAAUUUUCUGCUCUUAUUCCUGCUUUUGAUCCACGUCCUGGCCGAACAAACAUUAAUCAGACAACGGAUUUGGAAGUUCCUCCUCCUGGCAGCGAAGCGCAAGUUAAUAGCCGCAUAGGAACAUUGCCUAUGCCUAGACUUUCCUUGUCUUUGAAAGGACCAGGUUUUCCAGGUAUACCGGAUAUUGAGAUACCGCUUUCAGAUCCGCACGCUAGUAUUUUUCAAGCGGUCCAGGAACUAAUGCAAUUAACUGAAUUGGGCAGUCGUCAAGAAAAAUUGAAAAGGAUAUGGGAACCAACCUACACCAUAAUAUAUAAGGAAGCUAGAGACGAGGAAUCAUCUGGUAGAGCAACACCGAUCGUAACAUUAUAUUCUCGUAACCUUACGCAAAGUGCAAACGCGUGUACUAUGGAGGAUGUCCUGCAGCUUUUGAGACAUGUAUUUGUUUUGAGCACCGGUCGGGACGACGGUACCUCAUUAGAACAGGAAGAAUUAAAUGAUACAACCUAUUGGCUUCAUCCAGAUGACUUUACAUCCAAGAAAAUCACAAAUAAGAUCGUGCAGCAGAUUCAGGAUCCACUGGCUCUAGCUGCUGGUGCAUUGCCCAAUUGGUGCGAAGAACUUGCACGAAGCUGUCCGUUUCUGCUACCCUUCGAAACCAGACGACUCUAUUUUAGUUGCACUGCCUUCGGUGCUUCACGGUCUAUUGUAUGGCUACAAACGCAGCGAGAUGCGAUCCUUGAAAGACAAAGAGCACCAGGUUUAAGCCCACGACGGGACGAUAGUCAUGAAUUUCGUGUCGGCAGGCUUAAGCAUGAACGAGUCAGUGUACCUAGAGGAGAGAAAUUACUAGAUUGGGCGGAACAAGUAUUGAAGGUACAUGCAAGCCGUAAGAGUAUACUUGAAGUCGCAUUUGUAGGAGAAGAAGGUACCGGUCUUGGACCAACUUUGGAAUUUUUCGCAUUAGUUGCAGCGGAAUUGCAACGUAAAGAUUUAAGUCUUUGGUUAUGUGAUGAUGCCGCCGACGAUAAUAGCAUACAGAUCUUGAAUGAAGAGCAAACAUGUAUUUCUGGAGAGAGAAUUCGGUCUGCGGGAUAUUACGUGACACGAGCCAGUGGCUUAUUCCCGGCCCCAUUACCACAAGAUUCAGCAGCCUGCGAUCGUGCUGUUCGAUAUUUCUGGUUCCUAGGAGUCUUCUUAGCAAAAGUUCUCCAGGAUAAUAGAUUAGUAGAUCUACCGUUAUCCCGUCCAUUCUUAAAAUUAAUGUGCCGCGGUGAUAUUUCGAACAAUGUCAAUGAGAAAAUCGGUCUUACUGGCAUUACGCAGGACAGUAUGUCAUCCAGCAUGUCUAGUAGCUUUAUAUCGGAAGAGCCGCGUACAUCGUUAGAACCUUGUCCAUGGUAUGCUGGUUUAUUAGAUAUAGAAGAUCUUGCAGAGGUGGACCCUGUAAGGGGAGAAUUUCUGAAAGAGAUACAAAAUGCAAUUGCUAAACGUGAUAGAACUUUUUCCGAUAGUGUAAAUUCCACUGACGAAGAAAUGUCAUUGUACAUUACUCAUCCAUCGGGUACUUCAGUGGCUAUUGAGGAUUUAACAUUAACCAUGACAUAUUCACCAAGUUCGAAAGUUUUUCAACACGAUCAUGUGGAAUUAGUCAAAGGUGGCUCAGAUAUCGCAGUAACGAUAGAAAAUGCAAAAGAAUACACUAAUCUUACUAUCAAUUACUGCCUUAAUCAGGGAAUUUAUAGGCAACUCGAAGCGUUUAAAUUGGGCUUUUCAAAAGUCUUUCCGAUGGAAAAACUCCACGUUUUUAGUCCAGAGGAAAUGCGGGCAAUGCUUUGCGGGGAACAGAAUCCGCAGUGGACGAGAGAAGAUUUGCUCAAUUAUACCGAGCCAAAACUAGGAUACACGAAAGAAAGUCCUGGCUUCCAAAGAUUUGUCAACGUGCUAUUAUCAUUGACUGGUUCGGAAAGAAAAGCAUUCUUACAAUUUGCUACUGGUUGUUCGGCUCUACCUCCAGGAGGUUUAUGUAAUUUACAUCCCAGAUUAACUGUCGUACGGAAAGUGGAUGCUGGUUCUGGUGGUUAUCCUUCUGUUAACACCUGUGUUCAUUACUUAAAAUUACCAGAAUAUCCUACUGAGGAAAUUCUGAAAGAAAGACUCUUAGCUGCUACCCGAGAAAGAGGAUUUCAUUUGAAUUAAAUUUAAAAUUUUUCUUAUUCUAAGAUUAAAUUUAUUCUUAUUAAAUAAUGUGAAGAAAUAAAAAA
Molecule: messenger RNA, 7840 nt
Organism: Formica exsecta
Lineage: Eukaryota; Metazoa; Arthropoda; Insecta; Hymenoptera; Formicidae
Gene: Ufd4
Product: E3 ubiquitin-protein ligase HECTD1
Biological process (GO): anatomical structure development; protein K63-linked ubiquitination; proteasome-mediated ubiquitin-dependent protein catabolic process
Cellular component (GO): nuclear speck
Molecular function (GO): ubiquitin protein ligase activity; metal ion binding; protein binding
Source: RefSeq, a predicted model, not a curated record